AUGAAGAUCAUAAUUGUAACAUUGUCAAUAAUUUUAGUGAUCGUCAACCUAAAUAUUGUUAGCGCAACUUACAACUAUUAUGAUGUAGUAACCCUUGGAGCAAAAGCCAAUUCAAAUUCGGACUCUUCUAAGGCGUUGGAGGCGGCUUGGAGUACAGCUUGUAACUCAUCGGGCGAGUCGACAAUUCAUAUGCCGGAAGGAGAAUUCUUUGUUAGAAAAUCCCUCAAGUUUUCUGGAAAGGGAUGUCAAAGUAGUAAGAUUAAUUUUGUUAUCAACGGAACCCUUAAAGCCCCUAGUGAUUUUCGGGUGCUUCAAAACUCAAAAACAUGGGUGUUAUUUGAGCAUGUCGAUGGUGUUACUCUUUCUGGUGGAGUGUUUGACGCUGCAGGAGCUGAGUUAUGGAAUUGUAAACGAUCUGGAAAUGGAGCAUGUCCUCGUGGUGUGGAAAGUUUAGGUUUUCUAAAUUCCCAAAACAUUGAAAUAAAUGGUAUAACCUCAUUAGAUAGUCAAUUGUACCAUAUUGUUAUUGAUGAUUGUCGAAACGUAAAAGUGAACGGAGUUACGAUUUCCGCCUCGGGUCAUAGUCCUAACACCGAUGGUAUUCAUGUACAAUCGUCAACUGAUGUUACAAUAUCGAGUUCGAACAUUGCUACGGGAGAUGAUUGUAUCUCAAUUGGCCCGGGAACUAAAAAUUUGUGGAUUCAAGAUAUUACAUGUGGUCCCGGUCAUGGCAUAAGUAUUGGGAGUUUAGGAAAAACUUUUCACGAGGCAAAAGUGCACAAUGUCACUGUACAAACGUCGACCUUCACUAAUACGGAGAAUGGAGUGAGAAUUAAGUCAUGGGGGAGACCAAGUGAUGGAUUAGUUAGUAAUGUUGUCUUUCAACAUCUUACGAUGGAGAAUGCUCGAAAUCCAAUUAUUAUUGACCAAAAAUAUUGCCCCAAUCAUAAGAAUUGUCCUGGAGAGGUUUCUGGGGUAAGAAUAAGUGACGUGACAUAUGACGAUAUCCAUGGAUCAUCAGCAACAUCGAUUGCUGUGAAAUUUGAUUGUAGCCCAAAACAUCGUUGUUCGGGCAUAAAGUUGAAGAAUAUAAAUUUGACUUACAAGAACAAGCAAGCUUCUUCUUUCUGUAGUAAUUGUGAGGGUUCAACUUUUGGGGAUGUUCAACCUAAUAGUUGUUUAGAGUGAUUUUUAUCUACACUUUAGAAUACAAAAUUGAAAAUCUUAAAUUUUUUUUUUUUUUUUUUUGUUCCUGUGUUUUUUUCCAAGUAUAUACAACAGUAAAGUUAAAUACAAAGUACAUUGAUUUACUCCUCUAAUUUGUAGGAGCUCUUAACUUAUCCAAACUUUGGUGGAAUACUUUUUCAUACUACAUUAUUUGUAAGAGCUCUAAGUGGAAUACUUUUUCACACUAAAUCUUACUACAUAUAGAUACACCUAACAUGUGUUUUUAGUGUCGGUUCAUUACUCCAAUAUUCUAAUUACAUUUAAUCUUAUCUACGUACUCUAAUUUUUUCUACAAGAUUUUUCUAUUUUGAUCUAGACAAUUGUCUGUACUUAUUUUUCUAGAUUACCAUAUUAUACGGUGAGACGGUUAAUUUGAGGUAACUUUAACAAUUUUUAUGGUAACUUUAA
Chenopodium quinoa (quinoa) is the source of this 1635-nucleotide messenger RNA. Its product is annotated as polygalacturonase-like. Gene Ontology annotation, molecular function: polygalacturonase activity. The record is from RefSeq and is a predicted model, not a curated record. Bases 1 to 1188 code for a protein of 395 amino acids. Gene Ontology annotation, biological process: carbohydrate metabolic process. NCBI's taxonomy places the organism in Eukaryota, Viridiplantae, Streptophyta, Magnoliopsida, Caryophyllales, Amaranthaceae. The transcript has 3 exons.